This is a messenger RNA of Emiliania huxleyi CCMP1516, 597 nucleotides long. RefSeq lists its product as hypothetical. The coding region runs from base 1 to 597 and encodes 198 amino acids. The record is from RefSeq and is a predicted model, not a curated record. The transcript is spliced from 2 exons. Lineage: Eukaryota; Haptophyta; Isochrysidales; Noelaerhabdaceae.
AUGUCGCUGUACGACUGCAGCCCCAGCGAGGGGGUCGGCCUAUCCUUUGCCGCGUUCAACAUCCAAAACUACGGGAGGACCAAAGACCAGCGUCCCGUCACGAGGGAGGUCACGGCGGAAAUCAUCGGCCGGUAUGAUAUUCUGGGCAUGGAGGAGCUCUCGCAAAAGCCGCCCGACGCGGAGACGUGCCAGCCAGACGGGACGGGCUGCGGCGGGCCGCAGCACACCGACGAGUCCAACGAUGAGCAGUACACGCUCUUUUACGACCGCGCCAAGGCGUCCUUCGUCGAGGGCGACGAGUAUCCAGACACCAACGGCUACUACGCGCGUACCUACGUUAGUGGCGAGACGCACAAUCGCAUCCCAUACGCCUUUCUGCUCAGGGUGCCGAGCGGCGCGGGGGCUGACUGCGCCGCUGGCGUGUCCUGCGACGCCACGUUCGCCAUCGCGCUGACGCACACCAACCCUGACCGUGCAGAGGAGGAGAUCCGCAACUUUGGAAACGUGCUGUCAUGGAUGGAGGGCCGCUUUGGCGCCGAUUUCAACAUGAUCGCAGGCUUGCCCCACUACCUUGUGUGUGUGGAGAAGUUUACCUGA